Molecule: messenger RNA, 3887 nt
Organism: Hippocampus zosterae (dwarf seahorse)
Lineage: Eukaryota; Metazoa; Chordata; Actinopteri; Syngnathiformes; Syngnathidae
Gene: pax3a
Product: paired box 3a
Exons: 12
Coding region: 1150-2562 (470 amino acids)
Biological process (GO): anatomical structure development; regulation of transcription by RNA polymerase II
Molecular function (GO): DNA-binding transcription factor activity, RNA polymerase II-specific; RNA polymerase II cis-regulatory region sequence-specific DNA binding
Source: RefSeq, a predicted model, not a curated record
CUGGAUCCCAUCUCUUUAACGGCGUCCAUGCUGUGGAUGGUGACGCCUCUGGGGAUGUCCUGCCAGCUCGGCGGCUUCUUGUCGACUACGAUGACAUACUGCAGCCUCGGAACAUCGCACAACAUCGCCUGAUGGGAGGAAUGUAGCACCACGACAGUCUGGUCAGCAGUGAGCUGUACUGGAAGAGAUGCAGUGAAAUUCAUAAGACGAGAAUACAGAGAAGCUCCCCCUACUGGACAUUGUUGUUUUGUUCCCAAAGAACAGAGAGAAUAUAUGCGUUUUGUAAGAAAGCGUCCCCGCAAGGAUCCGUGGCAGCUCCGAAAAGUGAAACAUGAUGAUGAUGAUGAAGAAAUUGUGGAGCUGGUGCUGGUACGAGCUUUCAAAGAGGCAGCUCACCUGGCCUCUACUGACAGUUCCCUUUUGUCAUGGUAACACCGCUCGGUUGGAGCUCAAGCCCUCGGCUGUUGUGGGUCGUAUGUAUUUGAUCACAUCAAACACAUCCGAAAAACAGUCCCUCUUUUUCGGCCUGCCGUCGUAACGAUAAUACCUUGAGGCAGGUAACCAGGGAAUGGAUUUCCUCCCUGAAUGUCAUCCUCUUCCUAACAAUGCCCACUUUAUGGUGUAAAAGCUGGUAGAAAUCAUCCCACAGCAUCAUGCAGUUUGUAAAAUGCAAAUGUUCAGUCGUGUAGAUUCCUGGAAGGUCUGCACACUCAAAUGCCAGGUCUUUGUGAGAAAAAAAAAAGACACCGCUAUAAAUUACUUUCAAAUUUUCCCACCAUUAAUGUAACUUAUGACCUGUACAAUGCAAUUGAAUUAGAAAAAAAACCAAUCUUUUUGCGAGGAAAUAAAAAUGAAUAACUGAAAUGUGUUUGCAUAAGUGCGCACACCCUAGUACAACUGGAAUGUGGCUGUGUUCAGAGUUAACCAAUCACAUUCAGCCGCCUGUUAAAUAGAAGCUGGCACACCUUAAAAGGCCUCUGAUGAACCCCCGGUUUCAUGCUGUUCUAAUAGGCUUUUCCUGACAUAUUUUGAACUCUUCUCUUUUAUUUUUUUGAAAGUUUGAUGCAAGCACACCACCUGUUAUUUUGAACUGCUUAUCAUUUCCAACACAGUUUCAACUGAAGAGAAACCCCCCUCCGCCUCCGAAGCAUGAUCUUGCCACCACCAUGCUUCACUUCAGUGUCCACCCCACUUGGUCAGGGUCGCGUCAACCAGCUCGGCGGCGUGUUCAUCAACGGCCGGCCUCUGCCCAACCACAUCCGCCACAAGAUCGUGGAGAUGGCCCAUCACGGGGUCCGGCCCUGCGUCAUCUCCCGCCAGCUGAGGGUCUCUCACGGCUGCGUGUCCAAGAUCUUGUGCCGCUACCAGGAGACUGGAUCCAUUCGGCCCGGAGCCAUCGGAGGGAGCAAGCCAAAGCAAAGUGCUUCUCCAGAAUUGGACAAGAAGAUUGAGGAGUACAAGAGGGAAAACCCGGGAAUGUUCAGCUGGGAAAUUAGGGACAAGUUAUUAAAAGAUGGCAUCUGUGAUAGAAACAGCGUUCCUUCAGUGAGUGCCAUCAGUCGCGUUAUGAGGUCCAAAUUCGGCAGUUUGGGUGACGACGAUGAGGAUGGUGAUGAGGUGGUGAAGAGGGAGAUGGAAGACAACGAACCGAGGACUAAACACAGCAUCGAUGGCAUCCUGGGGGACAGAUCCAGUCAUUCGGACGAGGGCUCCGACGUGGACUCCGAGCCGGGCCUGCCCCUCAAGAGGAAGCAACGGCGCAGUCGGACCACCUUCACGGCGGAGCAGCUGGAGGAACUGGAGAGGGCCUUCGAGCGCACGCACUAUCCCGACAUCUACACGCGGGAGGAACUAGCACAGAGGGCUAAACUCACCGAGGCUCGUGUUCAGGUGUGGUUCAGCAACAGAAGAGCCCGGUGGAGGAAGCAAGCGGGAGCCAAUCAGCUGAUGGCGUUCAAUCACCUCAUCCCGGGCGGUUUCCCUCCAUCAGCUAUGUCGGGCCUGCAGCCCUAUCAGCUGCCUGAGAGUCCCUAUCCUGCAACUUCAAUAGCUCAAGCAACCGAACAGCCCGGCACGGUCCAUCGACCGCAGCCUCUGCCGCCGACAUCCGUGCACCAGAGCGGGCUCGGCUCGUCGUCCAGCGCUCAGGACGGAGGUUCGGCGUACUGCCUUUCCUCCGGACGUCACGGCUUCUCAGGAUACUCGGACGGCUUCGUGGCACCGGCCGGACACGGCAACACCGUCAACCCCGCUGCCAUCGGCAACAGCCUCUCGCCUCAGGUGAUGGGCCUUUUGAACCCGAGCGGAGUGCCUCAUCAGCCCCAGAGUGACUUUGCUAUUUCCCCCCUGACCGGAGGCUUGGAGCCUAACGCCGGCAUGGCUGCCAGCUGUCACGGCUCCCAACGGCUGGAGGCUUUACCGGGUCUGACCGGCAUGCCCGCCCUGCCGAGCACUCAGUCUUACUGCCCGUCUUCCUACACCUCGCCAGCCUACGCCGUCGACCACCACCCAUCGUACCAGUAUGGACAAUACAGUCAGAGCAAGGUGCCUUUUAUUAUUUAAAGCGAGAUUGAGGCUUUCAUCGACAUUGAGGCUUUCCUGCACCGCCAGUCUGACCUCCCCCCCCCAAUGCCCCUCCCAACGCCCCACCACUCCCUACCCCAACCGCUGCUUUUGCCAACCACCCCCAAGGCUGACCACGAGGACUACCACAUUGAGAAAGAGAUGCCAGUGGCGCUGGUGGAGGUAUUUCAUUACUGCAAUGCAGGGCGUACUAAUGGGGGGGUGGGGGUGGGACGGGAAUAAUUAGGACCAAAGGUGCAGCCUCUCCAGUUACCUCAUGCGUCUCGUCGUGCGCCAAGGGCCGAGCCUGCGUGUUCAUGCUUGGAGAGGAGAAGGAAAAGCGGGAUUGAGACGGGGUUUGAGGGGGCGGGAAGGGGGGGGGGGGUUCGUAAUACUUUCAAGAUUCUGAACUUGAUUUUUGCAAGGCUGACUUUAGACCCAUUUCCACUAUGCAGUGCAUUGUCAAAACUUUGUAAAACAUACUCAAAUAAUACUUGGGGUCCCAAAACAAAUGGUGGAGCCUGACAAGUUGAUUGGAAUCACCAUCUCAUCUAAACAUCUUUUUGGAUUUAUUAUUUUUUUUAAACCAAGCAUUUUAUUUUUGCUUUCUGGGACCAAGUUGACCGAGGAUGAAUGGAUUUUCCUUUUCUUCAUCAAAAAAAAAAAAAAGGCCAGAUGUUCAUCCUCAGGCUGAACACGAUGGAAAAGAUAUAAAUCUACCCUGAUGUGGUUUCUCGUUGAAGACGAUUUAAACACGUCCAUGGAAGGGAAGAACCACAGAUGUGUGUGAAACGAGACAAGUAGACAACCCAAAGAAAGUGCAAUACCUUCAUACCUCAUAAACGAGCGCAGACCACAUGCACUCGAUAGUGUUCUCCAAGAUAUGCUCCUGCUAUUUUUUUGUUGUUGUUUUGUUGUUAACCGUUAUUCAUUUCGGGUUGUGCGCGUGACCAAUCAGGGCAACUUGUUAAGACUGAUGAAAAUUUAAGCCAACAAAAAAAAAAAAUUGAAGAAAACAUUCGCAACAGGUGAACACACUUGACGGUUCCUUUCUUUUGCGUGUAUUGAAUGAAUUUCCGUAAACAUUUUUGAUCCGUUCCUUAUUUAUUUAGUUUUUCUUAAUUGCUCCGUGUCUUCUGUAAUUACAUCCUCGCAAGUGCUUAUGUAAGUCUUACAAACAAUGUUUAUUAUUCAUGUCAUUGCCUCCCCUCCCCCUCCUCAAAUCAUUUUGUAUCAUUCUCGUUUGGCUUAAAAACCAUUUUGUUUGAAGACUUUUUUUGUGUACAAUACAGCACUAUUUACUAUUUAUAAUAAACAAUGUAAAA